Dibothriocephalus latus is the source of this 636-nucleotide messenger RNA. NCBI's taxonomy places the organism in Eukaryota, Metazoa, Platyhelminthes, Cestoda, Diphyllobothriidea, Diphyllobothriidae. The record is from the annotation of a GenBank genome assembly.
GACGUGCUCAGCGACAUCGAUCAAACCGAGCAGGCCAUUAUGGAUGAAUGGGCUCCCAUGUCUGCUGAAAAACCCCAACCCAAGUUGUCUUUCGAUACAAUUGUCCAACGGACUGUGGAGGACGCCAAAAAGUCCUGCCAGCGGCAACUACAAACAGUAAUCACACUUGAUUCCGGCCUGCAGAAUGAGCUGCCUAAUGCUGCUGGUUCAAAGGUAGACGGCCGAUCCAAGAAACCUACGCCCAACUCUUCCACCGACGUGACUGGAACCGUGGAGAAGUGUUUAAAGCAGACGUCAAGCUUUCUAUCUGCUGGUCAAUCCGUGGUUGUUGACAAUACCAACAUCGACGUAGAAUCUCGGUCACGUUUCCUCGCAAUUGCGAAGCAGAUGAAUAUACCGGCUCGGGCACUCGUCAUGAACACCUCUCCAGGCAACUCGCGUCACAAUGAAAUGUUUCGUCGUUUGACCGGAUCUUCACACGAUAAAAUAAACGACAUGGUCUUUAAUAUGAUGAAGUCCAAGUACAAGGAGCCCACUACAGCCGAAGGUUUUACAGAGGUCCUAAAAAUUCCAUUUGUUCCAGCACCGCCAGACCACCUUCACGACCUCUACUAUCAAUAUUUGCUGGAAAAAUAA